AUGCUCUCGCAAGUGGAGGAGUGGAAGCUGAACGAUGACUGGUCUGAGGACGAAGAUGACGAUGGAGUUUCGGUGGAGUCGGACACUAGCAGUAGUGAUGGGGAGGUGAUUGACGAGGAAGGAAGGGAGGAGCAGCAACAGGAGGAGGAGGGGGAGCAGGACAGAGGGUACGUCACUGGUGAGCCGGAGGAGAAGGCUGAGGAGGAUGAGGAAGACGACUAUGUAGACCCCGACUUGGCAGAUUAUGGUGCUGAUGAUGACGAUGAUGAGGAUGACGAAGACUUUGCAUAUUUCGAUGAGGAUGAUGACGAUGAUGAUGACAGUAACAUGAGGAAGCUGAGGCAAAUGGCUGGUGUUGAUGGCAAGGUUCGCUUCCCUGAGGGGGAGUGCACGGCGUUGCCAGUUUUCCGAGUGGGGGAAAAAGUGUGUAAACGGGUGAGGCGGAAUAGAGUUGCUUGUAUCGAGGGCGAUACUGGGUCUGGCAAGACUACGAUAAUACCGUUGCUUCUGCUGGCUGAGGAUGACCAGGACGUGGGCCCGAACAGAGGAGCAGAAGCUGGGAGAAGGUUUGCUAAGAUAGUGUGCACUCAGCCACGGAGGAUCGCGGCAAUCCAAGUGGCUCGCAGGUUGCAGGGAAGGGAUGAUGAAGUUGCCGGCUUCUGCAACCCGAAUACCUUGGGACAAGUGACUGGUUAUCGUGUAUCGGGCCAUAGCAACGUGUCGGAAGAUACGCAGAUCGAGUACGUCACGACAGGUUACCUGUUGCAAGUGCUGAUACACAGACCCGACGAUGUUCAUCUCUUCACCCACAUUGUUCUUGAUGAAGUCCACGAACGAACUUUGGAUUCGGACUUCCUGAGUUUGAUAUGCAAGCGACUGUUGUUGAGGCCGGAAAACGGUGACACCAAAUUGGUUAUUAUGAGUGCCACUUUGAACUCGGAUCUGUUUUCACGGUACUUUGCUGAUUUGAAUAACAACUCGCCGCCCAAAGCGAUCACAAUUCAAGGCCAGAGGUUUCCUGUUGACGACAUGUAUCUAGAUGAUAUGCUACAGGACGGAGAAUUGGGGGACGAGGCGAAGAAGGCUAAGGAAGAGUUUGAGAAACUAAAGGAAAAGAUGUGCGAUUUCGACGUGGUCGUUUUUAUCGUUGCUGACUUGAGUGGCCGAGAUGAUUAUGGAUUUGCUACCGGAGGAGGGGAAAUGCCGCCAUGGGAGGAUGAUAUCAACAGGAGAGCGGAGCUAUAUAAGCCCACUCAAGACUUGCUGGUCCAUAUGCUGUUGACGAGGGCGAAGCGUGGGAGUACGACACUGGUUUUUGUGCCGGGUAAAGGGGAAAUAGAUUCUGUUAUGGAGGAUCUGGAGAGAGCUUGCAAGGGUGCCAGUCCAGAAUCUCAGAAUACGUUUGUGAACUAUGACGAGACGUUGGAGUCUUUGAGGCUGCCGUUUGGGACGGUGUAUAUACGAGUAUUCCCCUUACACUCGAAGUUGACUAAGGAUGAGCAGGAUAGAGCGACACAGCAGCCGAUGCAUGACGAACGCAAAAUCGUGCUGGCCACGAAUAUUGCCGAGUCGAGUCUGACAGUAUUGAAUGUCGACUUGGUCAUUGAUACGGGCUUAAGGCGAGAGAAUGUUUUUGACCACGAAAGGCAGGUGUAUAAGUUGACCCACACCUGGUGUUCGAAGGCCAGUGUCAGACAGAGGGCUGGUCGUACGGGGCGGGUGUGUGCGGGGACGGCAGUACGGUUGUUCACGAAGGAGUUCCAUGACCAGUACAUGGAUGAGUAUGACAGGCCUGAGAUCCUAUUCACGGACUUAACUACGUUGUUCCUGCAAGCAAAGUACGUGACUGAGUUUUGUAAGGAGGCGGCUCUACCAUCGUAUCUCUUCGAUGCAAAGCACCAGCAGUUGCUGAGUGCGCAGGAGAAGAAUAAGACUGCGGCGGGGUCGUGUAAACCGUCGGAGUUGCUGCAGGCAUUGAUAACGCCACCGAGGCAGGAGAACGUUAGGGCCGCUGUGGUGGACUUAUUCCAUGCCGGCAUUCUACUUGAGAGGCCCGAUGAGCUGAGUCCGUUGAGUCUGUUGGGAACUCUGGCGACGAGACUACAUAUUGAUGCACAUGUGACGCGUAUUGUCUACUACUCGUGGCUCAUGGGCAUCCCGGGCGAGGGGAUACUUUUGGCGGCGGCUUCGGUGCAGGAUGGCGAUGUGUUUCGCUUCGCCACUCGGUAUCAGCCUGGGUAUGAGGACCGCUAUAGAGGCGACAUGGAGAGCUCUUUUUGGUGGCGUAUUCUCUUCGAUGAGGGUGCCUUUAGCGAGCCUAUAAUGUUAAGGCGGCUUCUCGUGAAGUACAUCGAGGUGGGAAUAGCGGCGGGCCAAGAAGCAGGGUGUGGCGGGUCUACGGCUGAGAGGAUAUUCCAUAACAAGUUGAGAGACGAGUCGUGGUAUCCGGCGGCUGUGAAUCUCCAGGCCUUCAACAGCCUUGUCAAUUCGGCAAGCAAAAUCUGCCAUGAUUUCUGCAGUUGGUUGAGCGAUGACAUAGGGGAUAAGACUACUCUUGUUAUGCUCGAGAAGCUCGAUGGGCAUUUACGGGGAAAUCUGGCCGUACUCGAUAUGGGCGUAUUCCAACAAAUGUUGGCUCGAGAGGUCGAUGAGGCGAAGAGUCUAUUGUGCAUGGGUUGCAAUAAUAGGGUCAUCACGGGAGAGUACUCCCAGCGAUUGGACCCCAAAAUCGAGGAGUGUGGAGAUUUGGUGAAGUUCGAGAGGCUACCACAACAGCUGGUGAUGAGACAAGAAGACGCCUACGCGACGUCUCGGCAUAACACCCCGAUGCACCAAUUGGUAUUGAAGUUGACGGGCAAGGCGCCUGCUGGGGGAAAUGCUGAUUAUGACGGCAAUGAACACAGCUUUGAGUUCCAGCCUGGAGAGGACAAUCGUUCGGUGGACAAGAACAUUAUGAUGCGGGACUCGGAAUUCCAGUUCAUCGCUCCUGUGUCGGUGCGGCUACUGCAGGCCUUCUAUGAUGGUCGAUACCAGUGCACGGUGAAGCCUGACAGAGCGACUUGGUCGGACUGGGUGAAGCUGAAACGGCCGCUCAUACCCAACGUGAUUCGGUGGCGGAAAUACUACUCGGACACGCCGGACAUGAUAUCGGCCUCGAGGGUUAACUCCCAGUUCCACGUGCAAGUGUCACCGAGGAACCCUCCGGGGUGGCUGGGCAGCAAACCCAGCAUGUCGUCACCUGCAUCGGGGUCGGGACCGGUUGACCGCAGACCGACGGACGUGGUCGAGGGUCCUGAGCUCUAUUGGGGUAUAGUGGGGAAGAUUCAAGCGUCGUCGAGUCAUGGGGACAACAGGAGGAUCAACGACGCUCGAGCUGAUGGAGUCACAGUCCUACCCUGUCGGUGUCGGAAUAGAGUGGCGAUGGUGAUGCUAAUGGCCUUCUUGCCGUUCCGUCACGGCUUGGCUGCUAAGGUUGACGGUGCUUGGAGGAUAACCCACCUCCGCCUGGCUGGGGAUGCGUGGCGUGUUGUGCAUCCGAUGGGGCCCAUCACAGGGGAGAUGCUGGCGAGAGUGGCCAAAGUCCGGGACCUUAUGGCAGCUUCGGUAUUACUGCGUGGCCGUGACUCGACGAAGCGGCGAGCUGACACGUCGGUCGUUGUGAAGUCUGUGGUGGACGAGGAGGACCUCGAGGCUGAGAAUGUCGAGCUCUUGCAAGAGGCAAGUGCAGUUUCUUAUUCUGGAAUAAUAUAUGUUGCUAACUGUCAGGUUAGGGCUGUGCAGAAUCAGCUCAGAGAUGCAGUACGGGAUAUGAUAAGCUUGGCAUCGUCACCAACUCCGCCGAGGCCUCGGGUGACUGGUCGUGAGAAAGAGCUGUGGCUGGUGGAUCCAUCCCCCGCGAACAUCGCUCGCCGUAUGGAGCCCAACUUGAAGAAGUGCCGACUGCUUGUCCAGGCGCUACCAACCGGGGAAGGUGUUGUUGCUGAUGCCGGCACGUCUCUUAUGGACUUCUCGGAUCUCACCGAUAUAGCGCCGGCACCGUCGAACCCUUGGAAGAUUGACGACCCAGCUGAUGUUGUUGUUGAUACUCCUGCUAUCGCCGCUGGAACAGCUACUACUACGUCUACCGCUCGUGACGAGAUUGCUGCGACCGAGGUUACUCUUGCCAAGGAGGAGGUUACGGCGACACCAGCAGACGAUGAUGAACAGCGUGUAUCGAGCGAAGCGGUGGCAGCUAUUGAAUCUACGACUAUGCAGGCUUCUAUUUCGGCUGAGGCAGUAGAGGCUCUUUCGACGUCCCAAGUGGCUGAUUUGCCUGCCGCUGCCACGCCUAGCCCGGAAGACACUGCGUCUGUCGCUACCGUUGCUGAGGAGGCCUCUGUUGAUGUUGUCGGAGCAGAUGAGGUUGCAGUUGAUACGCCCACUCACCCGGUGGAAGAAAUUGAGCUACCUCCUUCUCCUCGUAUAGAGGAGAAGCCAGAAGUUGCCGUCCCACAGAAGAAAGAGCAUCCGGGUGCCGAUCCAGUGGGACAGCCGCAGGUCGAAAAACUAUCACCUCGGGAAAAGCCAACGUUGGACCCCUCAGAUGCAUCUGCAGUAUCUCUCGUGGCGAGGACAAGGAACGAAUCAGUUGCGGAUUCCGAAUUCGAGUCCUGCAUUUCUGAAACAGAGAUCAAGGAGACUCAGGCGCUUCUCGGUGGUGUGGGAGUCCCUCCGUCCUCCCGAGCCAUCCAGCCUGUCGCCUCCCCCUCACCACCGUCGCCGCGACCCCCGGUGGUGAGGGAGAGUUCUCCACCGGCACGAGAAGCUCCUCGGAGGAGGACGCCGCCUGGUGCUCCACCUGGCAGGCUGAUCGCUGCAGUAGCAGCAUCACCGUCAAGGCCACAGGUUGCCCCUGCUCGGUUGGAUCUGGAACAGAUCGUGCGACGAGCGAAUCUUGAUGGCCCCUCGAGUCGAUGCGGCGUUGAGGAUUUCGUCGUCUUCGAGGGGCGAACAGCCACCAGUGGGGCCACUGAGUGGAUCGAGACGGGAACCUCCUGGGAGGCCGGCGUACUUGGUGUCGAAGUCUCAGGGCAGUUCGAAUACGCCUGUGGAGACUUCUAG
Messenger RNA from Perkinsus marinus ATCC 50983, 5100 nucleotides. RefSeq names its product ATP-dependent RNA helicase, putative. Gene Ontology annotation, molecular function: RNA binding; ATP binding. Gene Ontology annotation, cellular component: intracellular anatomical structure; nucleus. The transcript has 28 exons. Bases 1 to 5100 code for a protein of 1699 amino acids. NCBI's taxonomy places the organism in Eukaryota, Perkinsozoa, Perkinsida, Perkinsidae. The record is from RefSeq and is a predicted model, not a curated record.